CUUUUCCCAACCGCCAGCGGAUGUGUUCAGCUCGACUCGAAGCUUUAAAACAAUGGCCAAGAAAAUGUCAACCUAAAUUGCUUCAUGUCGUACAAAAAAGAAAAAGUCAUCGUUUGACCAAACAAAAGUACCCGCUCGAAUAUAGUCUGUAUCUUCCGAGUAUUUUUACCCAGACUAUCUUUCAUAUGGGUAAACACUACGCCCUCGAGCGAUUUCCGUAAUUUGCCAACUAAGGUUAACUUCAAAUGUACAUGGGCCAAUAAACGACAACAGCUUUGAGCCAAAACCUACACGGAAAAGUUACACACGUGCACCACAUGGAAGUAGCCAGAAAAUAGAGCUGGAAAAAUUAAUCUAGUUUAAAUUGACCAUACAAAGUAACGAGAGUCACACGCCCACAAUAUUUGUAAAAAAGAGUGGGCGAUCGUCACACUUGUAUUCUAGAGGACAGAGCGUUAAAGAAGUGUAUUUUUCGAAAAAUUAUCUUCUAAAUAUAGAUAUUGUUGAGCAAGGAGAAAUUCGAAAGAAAAUACUUGAAUAGCAGCAGGUGCCCGGAAAAAUUUGUUUAAAAAGAGAAGAGAAGGCAUCUUUUUUGGCAAGGGUGAUCUUUAUACAACAAAGAAUUGUUUGAGCACAAACAACUUUUCUCUGAUCUCUUUCUUUUCCUUAACAUAAAGCGACGGGCGAGAGAUACCCUCUAAUUACAUUUGAAAAUAAAAAAAAAGAAAUUUUGGAACGGCAUGAAAUUUAUACCUACAUUCAAUGAAUUUUUAUCUAAAAAACCGUCAAAACAAAAGAUAGUGUUAUCAACGCUCUGAGUAACCGUUUAUUAGCAGAAAUAUUAGUAAAACACUAAGACUUGCAAAAAAGCAUUUACUCAUUUAUUUAAUUUCUAAAUAAACACCAACACGAGAAAACAAAGUCACGUCAAUCUGCGACCCAAUAAAGUGGCCAAUUAUGUGUAACCUCUAAAUGUUUUCAGUUCUUUUAGCGAAAUCGAUUUGUCACUCAAAAUGCAAUUCAUCAAUGAAAAAUUCGGACAAAGGGAAUUGAGUUUCCUAUCCGAGUAGUGGGGAUCGGGCGGCGUAAACGUAGAUAGUUACUUAUAUAUAUAUAUAUAUACGUAUAUGUAUAGAAUAACAUGUUUGCUCGGCUAACCAAAUAAGUCGAAGAGUAACACACCUACGCUGGAUUUCUAUUGUAUUUAAUUUCGUUUAAUUAAAAUCCAUUUACAAUAUGGCGAGCAGUUGCAGCGGCGCAUUUGAUUUCGAUUGCGAGUUUAAUUGAUGUAAUGUCAGCUUGUAUAGUUGAAUAACAUAAUUUAACUCUUAAGUUUAAUUAUCAUUCGAAAAUGCUGUAUACCCUACCGAACGAGUAUAUUUGGCUUGGCUCGGCUAUCGCUCUAUGAAAACACCUGAUAAAUGAUCAGUCGUCGGUUUUGCCUGUGACCGAAACGUUGUUCGCCGUUGUUAAUAUUAAAAAUUUUACGGCAGACACUUAAAUGCAAGUUGGUGACAAGCCCCCAAUGGAGACACUUGAUUAAACAAAACGUUUACGUUAGGCUAAUGUUUUUAAGUGAUCUAAUAAUUUACUUGUUUAUAUAACGAUUCUAAAUGGGCCAAGACAGAAUGGCAUCGUCAGUGAUUGUUUUUUACGCGCUUAUGUGUAUCGGAUUCUCCAAAGCUUCGUUAAAUGAUAUUCCCGAAAUCACCCCCGCAAUAGAUAACAAUUUAUCUUUUCAAUAUGACAAUACCAGCUCGAGUCCUCCACGGAUUAAAAAUGGUAAGGCGUCCGUCGAACUUCGCCGAAGUGCCGAAAAUAUUUUUCUUGUGACCUAUUAUUCCUGCAAGGACAACUACAAACUCAACCGUGCCGAAGAAAAUGCAAUCUAUUGCUCAAAUGGGAUCUGGCUUGGUAGGAAACCCAUUUGCACAAAGAUUCGUAAAGGAAAAACGCAUCCGAAGAAGCAAAAGAAAAGAUGUGGGAUUAAUAAUGGCGGUUGUGCUCAUCUAUGCAACAGAUCAACUCAUAAAUGCGAAUGCUAUGAGGGUUAUACCCUGAAUACCACCGAUCUCAUAAGCUGUAAUGAUAUCGAUGAGUGUAAGGAAUCGAAUGGCGGCUGCUCUCAAGAUUGCUACAACUUUCCUGGUGAUUUCAUAUGCACCUGUAAUAGUGGUUUUAUAAUAGACGAGAGUGAUGAAAAAACUUGCUUGGACAUUGAUGAGUGCGCCGAUGCCAAACUUUCUUGGGACUGUACGGCUGGCUGCGAGAACCGAAAUGGAACAUACAAAUGCCUUCCGUCACUGGUGGACACCGAAGGCGAAGGUUUCUCCCCGGGUGAAAUAGUGUGCAGGUCCGGAUUUAAGCUGUCCGCCGAUGGCAGUGAGUGUCAGGAUAUUAACGAAUGCGAUUUGGAGGAUAUAGAUUCAGUUUCUGGGCGAGUGACUUACCCUUACUGUGAGCACAAGUGUGAGAAUACAAUAGGUUCAUAUAUUUGCCAUUGCCCCGAAGGAUAUCAUCUACUCGAGGAUCGUCAUAGUUGUAUUUUGGAUGGCUCCGAAUUACCGCCAUCGAAAGACCCGCCAGUCAGAGAGUAAACACCAAGGACAACCCAAGCACCCAAUAUACCUUCAAACGAUAUAUGCCCUCUGUUUAAGAGUCCAGCCAACGGAAAGGCUUCUUGCAAUAAGUAUCUCCAAAAUGGCUUCAACUACACUGGUUGCAAUAUUACCUGCAACGCGGGUUAUAUUCUGCAGGGUUCACAAUUCGCGAGUUGUGGACACACCGGUCUUUGGUCCAGUCCAGAAGCCAAGUGCGUGGAAUCCCUCGCAUGGAGCUGUCCAGUUUUGACACCUCCACGCAAUGGACGUUUCUAUCCUGCCAGCUGCAAUAAUGGCCCAUCCAAAUCACACGCGAUUUGCGAGCUGUUAUGUGAUCGUGGCUAUUUGCCCGCCUCGGACUUACAGCUCGUUUGUACGACACCAUGGGGCUGGCUCCAAAGAAGAUGGCAGGCUGUGCCACAAUAUGCGUUUCAGCAAUCAGUGAAACAGGACGAGGGCUGCGUGAAGAUCGUCCACCCUUAACCGGAUUAUUCCACUAAGCUGUUUAUUAAUUUUAACUUAUAAAACGCCGCUCCCUUAAAUCAUAAAAAUAAAUUUAACCUAUACUACUGCAUUGAA
Drosophila sechellia is the source of this 3179-nucleotide messenger RNA. Its product is annotated as signal peptide, CUB and EGF-like domain-containing protein 2. Lineage: Eukaryota; Metazoa; Arthropoda; Insecta; Diptera; Drosophilidae. Gene Ontology annotation, molecular function: calcium ion binding. The record is from RefSeq and is a predicted model, not a curated record.